CCGCUGCAAGGGCAAUCGACAAAUAGCGGCUUAGUGAGGUUAAUCAUAUCUCUGAGUAAUAUUUUAUUAACAAACAUUAAGUAUACCUACAAAUGUAUAAAUAUGUCAAUUUAACGAUAAAUGAUUUAGUUCGAUAAUAUCUCUUGUCGUGAUCUCUCGCAGAAAGUUAUCUUUUUUUUUUUUAUUCAAAAGUUUUUUUAUGUUAUUUAACAAUAUUAACAUUGAAAGUAUUGGUCUAUUUAGUGGUUUUGUUAAUAAAACUUUAAUUGAAUAAAUAAUUUUUUAACAAUGACUGAAAUAAGUAAUGAGUGUAAAAAAGUUUCUCAGUAUGGUUUAAUAGUGCCAAUAGAUCAUAAAUAUCCAGAACAAUGGAAACAAACUCUUCGGGUACGAUGGAGAGAAGUUUUGAAGCUGUUUGGCUUGGGAUUUCGAUUUCGAUCAUAUUGCAGCCAAGUUUCUCAGGAAGGACGUAUUCCAUUGAUGGAUUAUUCAAACCUUGUGAAUGACAGACAAAUUUAUGGCGUACCAAUAGGUGGAAUAGGAACAGGUUCAAUAGGUCGUGGAUUUAAUGGAGAGUUUUGUCGGUACGCAUUGAUACCAGGAAUUUAUAAAUACGAAACGGCACUUGCUAAUCAAUUUAUUGUCACAGUUCGAAACACUGACGGCAAGACUAUUUAUCACCAGGUGUUAUCGCCACUUUCUCGUGGCAAAUAUUUGUCUUCUUGGAAAUGGGGAUUUAACGGCAAGAAUGCUAAAUACACAGGACUUUUUCCACGAGCUUGGACAGAAUACGAUAUCAAAGAAUUGAAUGUUAAACUUAUUUGUCGACAAAUAUCACCGGUAAUCCCAAAUAAUUAUAAAGAUAGUUCUUUGCCGUGUGCAGCCUUCAUUUGGGAAAUAAUUAACGAGUCUAAUGUUGAUUUGGAUGUCAGCAUUACAUUUACAUUCCAGUCUGGUAUGGGCGGUUGUUCUUCAAUCCCAGGGGAAAAAUGGACAGAAUGUUUUGAAUAUAAAAAUGGAGUUAGGGGAGUGAUGAUACAUCAAGAAUUGAAGGGUAUGCCUUGCACGUAUGCAAUUGCUUCGAAAGCCAGUACUACGAGUGACGUUGACAUUUCACGGACGUUGAUAUUCGAUCCCUUUGGCGAUGGAAGUGAAUUGUGGGAGUUACUUGAACGUACAGGCAAACUUAAUACCUCAGCUACUCGACUUAAAUCUUCUCCAACACUGAAACAUGUCGGAUGCGCGGUAUGCUCUUCUCUGCGUGUUCAGGCAAACAACUCACGAGAAAUUGAAUUUUGCUUGGCUUGGGAUACUCCCAAAGUUCAAUUUCACUUUAAACUCAGACAAUAUUUAAGAUAUUAUACCAAAUAUUUCAAUAAUGAUAAAGAAACGGUAGUAAAGGAAAUAUCCCAUUAUACGUUGAUGAAUUAUAAUUCAUGGGAACAUGAUAUUUACAAUUGGCAACGACCCGUAUUGGAUGAUAUUGAUUUACCUGACUGGUAUAAAAGCGCACUGUUCAAUGAAUUGUACUACGUCGUCGAUGGAGGUACCGUUUGGUUGCGGGCUGAUGAAACCGAUAAAUUUAAAAACUCCGAUCCAAGAAAUGAAUACGGUCGUUUUGCGUAUUUAGAGGGCCAUGAAUAUCGAAUGUAUAAUACAUAUGACGUACAUUUUUAUGCUUCAUUUGCGUUGGCGCAGCUGUGGCCAAAUUUACAAGCUAGUUUACAGUACGAUAUUCAUGAUGCUAUUCAAAUUGAGGACUCAUCUUUGCGCACAACUUUUUACGAUGGUACUAAAUCUAUACGUAAAGCCAAAGGUUUUGUACCACACGACAUCGGGGAUCCUGAUGAAGAACCAUUUAAAAUGAUAAACGCAUACCCUAUUCAUAAUAUAUGUAACUGGAAGGAUUUAAAUUCAAAAUUUAUACUAACGUCCUACAGGGAUUUUAUUUUAACCGGUAAUCAGGAUAUGUUGAAAGAUUUUUGGCCGUCUAUCAAAGAGGUUUUAGAACACAGUCUCGCUUGGGAUACCGAUCAAGAUGGUCUCAUAGAGAAUAGUGGUUUUCCAGAUCAGACGUAUGAUACUUGGGUAAUGAACGGGCCUAGCGCUUACUGCGGAAGUUUAUGGUUGGCCGCACUUUGCUGUUCUCUUGAAAUCGCUAAAAUAUUUGAUGAUACUCAAUUUAUUAAAAAGUACACGGAGAUAUUAAAAAAAGGCAAGGAUGCAUUUCAGGAUAAAUUGUGGAAUGGAAGUUACUAUAAUUUCGAUUGUAGCAAAUCGGAUCAUCGACUUUGUAUUAUGAGUGAUCAGCUUUGUGGUCAAUUAUUUUUGCAAGCGUGUAAAUUAAAUCACAAGAUUUUUCCGGAAAAGCAAGUUAAAUCGGCUUUAAAAACAAUAUUCGAAAAUAAUGUUUUAAAAUACAGAGACGGUAAUCAAGGAGCAGUUAAUGGAUUUCUCCCGAGUGGUCGUAUUGACACGAUGAGUUUGCAAAGUGAGGAAAUGUGGACCGGUGUUAGUUAUGCACUUGCCGCUUUAAUGAUACACGAGGACAUGGUCGAGGAAGGUUUACGUACAGCAGAAGGAGUAUAUCGAACAGUCUGGGAGCAAAUAGGGUUAGCUUUUCAAACACCUGAAGCACUUUAUGAAAAAGGUGGAUAUCGAUCCGUUGGUUAUAUGAGACCUUUGUCUAUUUGGGCUAUUCACCAGGCAUUUACCUAUAAAAAACAAAUUUCCAGUGAUGUUGACGAUACUAAACUCUAAUCACCAACAGUAUUAUUUUUUUUUUUUUUUUUUUUUUCUAAUAUUUACACAUUUACAGUAUAUCCUAGUUGUUGAACUUUGUACAUUGCACAAUUCAAUAUUUUAUCAGAUAAAUUAUUUUCAUAAAAAUAUACAAUUUAUUUAGACUUA
Molecule: messenger RNA, 2910 nt
Organism: Cotesia glomerata
Lineage: Eukaryota; Metazoa; Arthropoda; Insecta; Hymenoptera; Braconidae
Product: non-lysosomal glucosylceramidase
Exons: 14
Coding region: 289-2760 (823 amino acids)
Biological process (GO): carbohydrate metabolic process; glucosylceramide catabolic process
Cellular component (GO): membrane
Molecular function (GO): glucosylceramidase activity; beta-glucosidase activity
Source: RefSeq, a predicted model, not a curated record